Messenger RNA from Cyphomyrmex costatus, 1047 nucleotides. RefSeq names its product cAMP-dependent protein kinase catalytic subunit. Gene Ontology annotation, biological process: protein phosphorylation. Lineage: Eukaryota; Metazoa; Arthropoda; Insecta; Hymenoptera; Formicidae. Gene Ontology annotation, molecular function: ATP binding; cAMP-dependent protein kinase activity. The record is from RefSeq and is a predicted model, not a curated record. Gene Ontology annotation, cellular component: nucleus; cytosol; cAMP-dependent protein kinase complex. Bases 1 to 1047 code for a protein of 348 amino acids. The transcript is spliced from 2 exons.
AUGGUCGACAACGAAAGGGAACGGAUGUUCGACGAGUACAACGAGAUUCUAGACAGCCUGAGGACGGCGUUCGUGGAAAAAUGGAAGAUGAAAAUGGACGACUGUGGAAAGCCGGACGACUUCGACCGUUUCCGAACUGUCGGCACCGGUGCCUUCGGCCGCGUGAUGCUCGUGAAGCACAAGCCGACGUCCACGUAUCACGCUAUGAAGGUCCUCGACAAAGCGAAACUCGUCAAGACGAAGCAAGUGGAUCACACGCGUAAUGAAAAACGGAUCUUGCAGUCCAUUAACUUUCCCUUCAUAGUCUUCAUGGAGUUCUGCUUCAAGGACAAUUCGUACGUGUACAUGGUGCUGCCGUUCGCGCAGGGCGGUGAGAUGUUCACCCAUCUUAGGCGUAUGGGGAAGUUCGAUGAAUCGCUAGCGAGGUUUUACGCCGCUCAAGUAGCCUUAGCCUUGGAAUACCUGCACCACUGCAGCCUGAUCUACCGGGACCUCAAGCCGGAGAACAUCCUAAUACAAAACUCCGGCUACAUCAGGAUGACCGACUUCGGCUUCUGCAAAAUGGUAGACGGUCGCACGUGGACAUUGUGCGGCACCCCGGAAUACCUGGCGCCGGAGGUAAUCCUGUCGAAGGGCUACGGCAAGGCUGUCGACUGGUGGAGCUUCGGUGUGCUGAUCUACGAGAUGAACGCGGGAUAUCCGCCUUUCUACGCGCACGAUCCUAUGAAGAUCUACGAGAAGAUCGUUGCUGGUAAAUACAAGUUCGCUCAUCACUUCGGAGAGGAGUUGAGGGAUAUCCUGAAGAAUAUUUUGCAAGUGGAUCUGACAAGAAGAAUCGGCAAUAUGAAGGACGGUAGUCUGGACAUUAAGAAGCACCGCUGGUUCAAAUCUAUCAACUGGAUCGAGAUUUAUCAUCAGAAGGUGCAGCCGAGUUUCAUUCCCCAUUGCAGUAACAGCGGCGAUGCUACCAAUUUUGAUCAUUAUGAUGAAGUAUCUCUGGAGGUCUCGUCGUUUGACCAAUAUAGUAAAGAAUUCGCGAAUUUUUAA